AUGCUGUUUCUAUCUUCCGAGGUUAAGAAACGCACAGAGAUUGAACUUGAACGUUUUUUCAGCAGCCAAAACCGAAACCUCUACCGUCAGCUAGUUCAAAAGUACAUUGCGCUAGCAGUCCACGUGUACGCUGGGCCUCUCUCCUUUUUGGAGCUCUAUCAUCUUCAUGGUUACCAAUACUUAUUCCCUCAUUUAAUUACGAUGCUAAAUUGA
Messenger RNA from Plasmopara halstedii, 213 nucleotides. RefSeq lists its product as uncharacterized. The transcript is spliced from 2 exons. Lineage: Eukaryota; Oomycota; Peronosporomycetes; Peronosporales; Peronosporaceae. Bases 1 to 213 code for a protein of 70 amino acids. The record is from RefSeq and is a predicted model, not a curated record.